Symbiodinium natans is the source of this 3426-nucleotide messenger RNA. NCBI's taxonomy places the organism in Eukaryota, Dinophyceae, Suessiales, Symbiodiniaceae. The record is from the annotation of a GenBank genome assembly.
AUGGCUGACAAGCAUCGACCGAGCGAUGCGACAGUGAAAAGGACAGUCUUGUGUCCGAGGGAAGCACAUUUCGUGUGCAUCAGCAGCUGGUUCAGCUGCGUUACGUUCAUUUGUGGACUGGGCAGCCUCGUGAUUCCAUUCCUUCAUCCUUCGACGAUAGAGGCUGCGCCCGCACCAAUACUGGUAGCGGAGCCUUCUCUCAGACUGAGGGUUGGCUCCGAGACCAGGGACCUUGGUGGCGCUUCGCUCUCCGUGAUCCAGACCAGAACCUCGAUGCAGAACACCGCCCAUGCCGAAGCUCGAGGUCUUGACCAGGUGACGUGGUCAGGGGAAUACUCUGGCUGGAGGGAUUAUGUCAGGAGAGUGCAGCUUGCGUAUGAAAGAACGGAGCGCAAGAAGCGGAAGUUGCUGGGCGCCGAGCUGGCAUCACGACUCCGAGGCAAGGCUUGGGAAGUCGCUGUGGAAGUGGACCAUGGCCAGCUGUGCAAGAAGAGUGGGCCCCGCUACUUGCUUCGCUUCUUAGAGGAGCGCCUCCUCAAGAGCCCGAUCAACGACCUCGGCAUCCGCCUCGAGGACAUGUUUGUGAAGCUACGCCGGUCUCCAGGGACUCCAAUGGCACAAUGGGCCAGUCAAGUGAGAGAGCAGUACCGCAUGCUCAGACGCUCUCUUGGCAAGCUGAAGCUGGAGAAGGGAGCCAAGAACUUGGCUCUUACCCGGGACAAUGUGCGGCAGCUGGAUGACGCACCUUCACGACGCGGAGCUGUAGAGGGCAAUGCUCGACGACGCUCGGUGGAGGAACCCGAGCCUCUUCGUGGAGAAUCUGCGAGCUUGAGGCACAGUGCCACUACGCUCAGCCCUGGAGACAGCCCUGCAGGUGCAGCUGCCGAUGGUCCUCGUGCUUCCCCUGACGGCGAUCCUCCGGAAGAUGAACAACGAGCCGGAAGAGAUUCGCGACCUGAUGCUCACGAUGCCGAUCCUGGAGAACAUCCUCAGCAUCACCGCCUCGAUGAUUGGGACUGGGACCGCCGAAGUUGGGGGCAUCAGAGCAGAUGGAGCCAUCGUGACUGGCAACGAUGGAAGGCCGGGAAGUGGUCUGCACAGGAUGGUGACGACUCCUCCGACGAGUCCAUCAUCGAGUGGGAGGAGUUCUUGCAUGACGAGGACAUCCUGCCGGAGGAGAUCCUUGGAUGGAUACUUCUGAGGAAAGCAGGCUUGAGCCCAUCGGCCAGGCUGGCGGUACAGAGCGCGGUGCAAGGCGACCUGUCGUUCGACCGUGUUGAGCGCACUCUGCGAGAUCAGGAAGAAGAACUCCUGGGACUUGAAAGAAAGGGAUCUGGUAAGGGGAAACAGGCUCCGAGACGUUCCUUCUGGGUGGAAGAUGAAGGACAUUGGGGGCUUGUAACAUGUUCCCUGGAAGAUGAGUUUUCCGAGGACCAGAUUGCUUGGUGGCAUGAACCAGGAGAGGUACCUGAACCCGAUGAUGAGACGGCGUCUUGCUGGACUUCGUCACCGGCCGGACAUGAUGUGGAAUGGACAAUGUGGAAUGACGAAUGGAUGACUCAGGACAGCGAUGGUGUAUGGUGGACCUUCGCGGACGUCAAGCCUUGGAUGGACAUCGAAGAGGUAAUGCUUGCAGAUCCCAGCCUGGGACAGGAGAUGGCAGAGAUCUAUGGCCAGUUUGAAGCUAAGCGUCGCACCUUCCAGGAAAGCCGAAAGAUCAUGAAAGACAAGCUCCUGGGAAGAGGCUUCUUUCCAUCUGGAGGCAGGAAGGGUGGCCCUCGAAAGGGCAAAGGCGGACGUUUCAGCGGCAGCGCUGCUGGCAAGGGAGGUUUCUCCCCAGUUCGCAGUCAGGCAUCCUCUGUGUUUGGCGCCAAAGGCUUCCAGAAAGGUGGCCUCAAACCUGGAGCAGUGGGGCAGAAGGGCUACUCAGGGUGCUUUAUCUGUGGUCAACGAGACCAUGACUACAGGUCGUGCCCGAAAAGGAGCCAAGGUGGAACCGCUGCCCUGACUGAGGCUGUCCAUGCUGCCUUCAUGGUGCUGGAGAUGGAUGUUCAAGAAGCUCCCCCGCCUGACGAAGGAGAAGUUCUUCAUGCCGCGACCAGUGCGCCUGAGAACCACAACUGUGUCUAUGCAACGACCUCGUAUUCCUUCCAGGGCAAGGCGGUUAUCGACACCGGAGCCACGGAAACCAUCGGCUCCAUCCAUGCAAUCCACCAGCUGAUGGAGUUGAAGGGCCAGAAUGGAGAGACUGCCAAGGUGAAAGUGUAUCCGCAGCACACACGGCGCUUUAAGUUCGGCGAUGGCAAGGUGGCAGAUGCGCUUUCCUACAUUGAAGUGCCCCAGACCCUCAAUGGCAAGACGGUGUAUCUCGGGAUGUAUGUCUUCGACUCUCAGGAUGUGCCCAUCUUGAUCAGCAUUAAAACAUUGCGCAAGCUAGGAGCCUUGUUGGACGUUGCUCGUAGCAUGGUGGUGUUUCAAGGCGUUGAUGCUCAGCUUGCCAUACAGCUUGAGGUUUCUCCUAGUGGGCAUCUCCUUUUGGACCUGACAAAGGACUGGCUAACAUCGUCAGUCAAUCUUGCAGCAGAGACCGACACUCCGCAGUCAGCGCAAUACAUGCCUCACGUUUGCGUGCACAGUCGACCAGCCAGUGCUCGUGUUCGCCAGCAGACGUGCAGGCCCUUCGAUCCACCAUCAGAGCCCUGGAAAGAGUCCGACCUCUCAGUUCCCAUGGCAGCGCCGUCCACUCCUUCAACAGCAGCUUCAGAGCAGAUCCCCAAGGUGCCCGCCAAAGGGAAGAACAAGGAGAAGAAGGAGAAAGUGGAUCCUCGCCUGAAGUACGACUACUCCAGAACCCAGCUGGCGGACGGACGCGACCCACGUGCUCAGGGACCACCGUGCAUGGGUGCUCACAAGGCAAUGCCCAUGGGGCGCGGAAGUCUGAGCGGAAGGAAUGCCUCAGCGGAGUGGAUCGUCUGCGAAACGUGUCGCAUACGCUUGUCUUACACCCCGUCCUUCGGGGCCACCGGGCAUUGCCGACAGGCGGGGCCUCUUCCGCAGGACGUGAUGACCACCGUGACGGCGCUGGGCGAGGACGUGAAGAAGCCGGAAAUGAGGGGUUACUUGAACUCCAAGGAUGUGGCCCUGGCGGGUGCAGAAGCAUCCUUGCAACGUCGGCUCAAGACCAUCCAAGCCGAGAGAGGAGCCCGAGCAAAAGCUGUCGGACGGCCGGUGAUCUCGAUCGACAAGAAGCAGGACGAGGUGAGAGACAAGAAGGAGGACAGCCCAGAUUCGGUGACAUCGUGGAGCGAUGUUCAAGUCCCGCCGGCGGGAGCACCUUCGAUGGCAGAGACGCCGGGCAAGAAGGCUGCGCGUCGGAACGAGAAGUCAGCAGAGGACCAAGAGUUUGCGGAGAACCUGCAGAAGUGA